Trichoderma asperellum CBS 433.97 is the source of this 992-nucleotide messenger RNA. RefSeq lists its product as uncharacterized. NCBI's taxonomy places the organism in Eukaryota, Fungi, Ascomycota, Sordariomycetes, Hypocreales, Hypocreaceae. The record is from RefSeq and is a predicted model, not a curated record.
CUGUUUUCUUCAUCCCUCAAGGCACGACCUACACCAAUCAACAAUCUCUCAAUCUACAUAGCCGUCCACCACGCCGCUCGCCGAGAAAUCAACCAGGAAAAUUACAAUGGCUUUUGGCAUCACCAAACCUGAAUUUUCCGAAGGCUGCGCUGUGGUCUUUGGCGGCUCGGGCGGCCUUGGCCGCGCAAGCGCUGGCCUAAUAGCAGAGCGCGGUUCCAAUAUCGUUGUUACCUACCGGUCUCGCUCCGCUGAAGCUGAGUCCCUGGUGGAGGAGGUGCGCAAGCUUGGCCGUAAGGCAAGCGCAAUAGCCUGUGAUAUUACUGAUCGCAAGGCUGUCGAGGCUGUCUUUAAGCAUGCCGUGGACACAUAUAAGCGCGUUCAUACAAUAGUGUCUGCUGGCGGCCUUGUGUUUGAUACAGGCCCACUAGCGGAAUUUAAGGAGGAGUCCUUCCGCGGCGUUAUUGAAACCGAUGUAUAUGGCUUUUAUAAUAUUGUGCAGGCUGGAGUGCCAAUACUCCGUGAGGGUAAGGGCGGCUCGUUUGUGGCACUGAUCACCAGCGCAGUGAGUCGCACCGUGCCGUGCGAUGCGCUCUCGGCCACGCCCAAGUCGGCGGUUACAAUGAUGGUGCGCCAGCUUGCCGUUGAGGAGGCCGCUUACGGUAUUCGUGCAAAUGCGGUGGGACCUGGCGUUAUUAACGCCGGUAUGGUGCUGCCAAUGAUGGAAACGCCGACACGGGCGCUGCUAGAGGGCGCCACCGAAGUGACGCCGCUUAAGCGCUGGGGCGAGGCUGCUGAAAUUGCUGAGGCAGUUGCAUUCCUGGCCUCAUCAAAGGCAUCUUAUAUCACUGGCCAAAUCUUGAUGGUUGACGGCGGCCUCGCUGCAUAAUCUAAAUAGAACUGGCGUGAAUACUAGCUUUACGCAAGGCUUGUUGUGGUAUAAAUUUAGUCUAUAUAUAACAAGAGGGAAAAAAAUUAAUAAAAUUACAAUAAGC